Messenger RNA from Melopsittacus undulatus (budgerigar), 1550 nucleotides. RefSeq names its product mediator complex subunit 19 (gene MED19). Gene Ontology annotation, molecular function: transcription factor binding; transcription coregulator activity. The coding region runs from base 41 to 745 and encodes 234 amino acids. The record is from RefSeq and is a predicted model, not a curated record. The transcript is spliced from 5 exons. Gene Ontology annotation, biological process: positive regulation of transcription by RNA polymerase II. Gene Ontology annotation, cellular component: mediator complex. Lineage: Eukaryota; Metazoa; Chordata; Aves; Psittaciformes; Psittaculidae.
CGGAGAGGAGGAGCGGCCCCGCGCGGGGCACGCCGGGAACAUGGAGAACUUCACGGCGCUGUUCGGCGGGGCCGAGCCGCCGCCCGCCGCCGCCGCCGCGCUGGGCUUCGGGCCGGCCAAAGCCCCUGGUGCCGGGGCCGCUCCGCCCCCCGCUGCCGCUGCGCCGCCGCCGGGGGAGGACGCGGCCCGCAAGGCCGCCGCCGGCCCCUUCUACCUGCUGCGGGAGCUGCCAGGCACGACGGAGCUGACGGGCAGCACGAACCUGAUCACGCACUACAACCUGGAGCACGCCUACAACAAGUUCUGCGGCAAGAAGGUGAAAGAGAAGCUCAGCAACUUCCUGCCCGACCUGCCCGGCAUGAUCGACCUGCCCGGCUCGCACGACAACAGCAGCCUCCGCUCCCUCAUCGAGAAGCCCCCGAUCUGCGGCAGCUCCUUUACCCCCCUCACCAGCACCAUGCUCACGGGGUUCCGGCUCCAUGCCGGCCCGCUCCCUGAGCAGUGCCGGCUCAUGCACAUCCAGCCGCCCAAGAAGAAGAACAAACACAAGCACAAGCAGAGCCGCACGCAGGAUCCCGUCCCCCCAGAAACCCCCUCAGACUCCGACCACAAGAAGAAGAAGAAGAAAAAAGAGGAGGACCCUGAGCGGAAGAGGAAGAAGAAAGAGAAGAAGAAAAAGAAGAACCGGCACAGCCCAGAGCACCCAGGUGUGGGCAGCUCCCAGGCCAGCGGAAGCCUGCGGUGAGGCCAUGGAGCCCUGGCCGCCAGGAACGGCCCCAGCUGAGCUGGGAGGACUUAUCCCUCCUGCAGUGCUUGCGGUAGCCUGACCCCCCCGCAGAGAGGACACUCCCAGCCCGCGGGACCAGGGGACAUGGACUCUGCUGGUGCUGGGGCUGCGGCCUCAGCCUUUUAUACCCAAAGAACCCAGGGCAUUGGGGCCUCUCUUUUUUAGUCACCUUUUAAUUAAAGUGUCUGCUCUGAGGGGCUGGUGGCCGUGGCUGCUGCAACCCUCGGCUGUCAGGGCAGGGCGAGGAGCCAAGACCAGGGAGCCCAGGGGCCACAUGGGAUCGGCACUACCCCAGCGCUGAGCCCGUCUCCUACUCAAGCAGGGGCAAGGGGGGCUCCUACCUUGGCUUUGGCGGCUGCUCUGCUCCGAGGGACUCUGUGCCCACUGCCCCUUGCUGCCCAGGGCAGGAGUGACCCCAUGUGGAAGCAGCCACUGGUGGAGCAGCUGAUGCUCCUGCCGUGGGCACCGGGAGCUCCAGCAGCUGCAGAGUGAUGCCAAGGACCUCCUGUCCCCGGCGCCCUGUGCAGGACCCUGAACUUCACCUGUGCUCCUGGCACCUUCCUCAGAGCUGUGCCCCUCGCGCUGGGAACGUCUUCAGCAGGGUUCUGCCCACGAACAGCCCGAGGAGGAGCCGGGCUCAGCUCCACACGGGCCCUGCACAGGGAGGGGGGGGAUGCUGAGACCCCACAGGAUGGGCCCCUCGAGGGACGCUGAACAAAGCACACGUUUGGCUGCCUCAUUAAAUAGCCUUUUAUUCCUCGUU